This is a messenger RNA of Lobosporangium transversale, 1702 nucleotides long. RefSeq lists its product as hypothetical. Gene Ontology annotation, molecular function: coenzyme A diphosphatase activity. The record is from RefSeq and is a predicted model, not a curated record. Lineage: Eukaryota; Fungi; Mortierellomycota; Mortierellomycetes; Mortierellales; Mortierellaceae. Bases 344 to 1630 code for a protein of 428 amino acids. The transcript is spliced from 3 exons.
AAAACACCCAACGUGAUUGUCACGUGCCAUUCGCUUCAUGGAGCAGUAGGGACCGAUCAAACUUUGUGGAGUGAGUGACACACCCGCUUUUAAACGCAUAGUGUUUGUGUAUGUGUAUGUACAUGAAAGAGAACACCCGGCAGCGACAAAGAUUCUACUUCAGGCAGAAUCUCAAAAGUUCUGUCUCUUAAUCGUGCGAUUACUGCUCAAAACAUUCACCUCAAUUCUUUUUUAAUCUUGUCAUUCCAUCUUGUCACUGUUUCUCCCAUUUCCUUUUUUCCUAUCAAGAAACAGCAUUUACACAUUUACGCAUUUACACAUUUACAUAAACCCUCAGCACAUCAUGUCUCGAGAGAUCUCUGCGCUCUCCACCAUAAUUGAUUCACUUGGCCCACCAAGAAAGAUAAAAUCCCGCGCUCCAAAGUAUCGUCGUGCUUCUGUCGCAAUCAUCAUUCGCAUUCGACCGGAUCACAACCGCUAUGCACAAUACAGUACCUUUCGACAACCGCAGCAGUCAAAUGAAGAGCCAAGCAGGCAACAACUUCGACCAAUCCAGGCCAUUGAAAACCCAGAGUCUGUGGACGAGUUCUUCAGCCAGGAUUGGGUCCGGACGGGUAUCCCUGAAGUCCUGUUUAUUGAGCGUGCCACCCGAAAGACAGAUCGGUGGAGUGGUCAUGUCGCUCUACCAGGAGGAAAGCGUGAGGAAGGCGACGAAGAUGAUCAGGAGACAGCAGCAAGAGAAACAAUGGAGGAAAUUGGUUUGGAUCUCUCAGAUCUAGCUCAGUUUCGAUGUCUAGGGGCUCUUGAUGAUCGGGAGCUUUGGACAUCGUUCGGACGGGUUUUUUUAAUGGUGCUCUCUCCUUUUGUGUAUAUUCAACUCUCACCAUCAACACCACCAUUGAAGCCACAACCAGAUGAGGUCGCUUCAGUUCACUGGCAGCCCCUUUCGCUGUUCCUGGACCGUCUGGAAAGACCACUAUGGACACCCAUGACUAUUAAUCUUUCUAGCAAACUGACCCCUCGUCUCUCACGGACUUUUCUUCGUGGGUUGUUCGGUACUAUGUCUUUACACUCGAUUGAGAUGCCUUAUAAACCCGAGUUUGUGGUCAGGGCAUCUUACUAUGGGCAGGAGAGGAACAAUCAAUCUGGAACAAUAGAAUCUUCAGCCUCGACACCUUCCUCAACGUCCAGUUCCAUGGUGAUUGACUAUGAGCCGGAAUGGGAUCCAGAUCAUAGGCCGCUCAAACUUUGGGGAUUGACAUUACAAAUGAUGGCUGAUUUACUAGAAUUGAAGGACGGACCUAUUCAACGGGAUAUUCCUCAAAAGGUUUGGGAUUCUAAACGUAUGAGACGACGAUUGGAUGCAGGUUUCCUUCCGAGGUUUUCACAAAUAGAUAUGCAUAUCUGGGUUAGAGCUUUGCUCAAGUUUCAUUCGUGGCAAGGUACAGAAAAGAAAAAAGCUACUCAGUCCAACAGAGUGGGAUCGUGGGAAAGCUACUAUCGGUUGGUCAAGCAAGCGUUCUUGUUUGUGAUUUUAGGUCGUGUGGUGGCACUUGCAGUACUAGUGAAGCUUUUAAAGGCUCCGCUUUUGAGAGCUAUUCAGGGACCUUCGGCUCCGGCAAGACGUUAACGAACACUUCAUUCACUUCCCAGACUAUCUUUUCCUCCCCUUCUUUAGCCGUAAUAAAGAUUAUAGAAACAC